AUGGAUAAACACUGUGCUGAAGCCACUUCUGAUUGGAUGGCCAAGAAGCUGGUUGGUGUCAUGAGAGAUCAUCCUAAUAUGACCAGCAAAGGUGUAGAGGGUCCAUUUGGAGGUGUGCUUCUCACAGCAGUUGCUUUGGAUGCAAACAACAGCAUUUUUCCAAUAGCAUUUGCUGUAACUGAAUGCGAGAACAAGGAUACUUGGAGGUGGUUCUUCUAUUACUUUCAAGAGUUCUUUGGACCAUUAGACAACAACAUCCCUUUAACUUUCAUGAGUGAUAGGCAGAAGGGACUGAAUCUUGCUUAUGAGGAGAUAUUUCCUGAUGCAACUGGUAGGCAUUUUUGUAGGCAUAUAUGUAGCAAUUUCAAGUCUCAAUUUCCAGGAAUAUUACUUAGAAGUUUCUUUUGGAAGGCAGCAAAAAGUUAUGAUGUUGUUGGCUAUAAUGAAGCAAUGGCAAGUAUUAAAGAUAUUAACAUUGCUGCUUGGAGAUAUCUGGACAAAAUUCCAAGAAGUUCCUGGUGUAGGCAUGUCUUCUCAUCUGAACUUAAGUGUGAUCAUGUAACAAAUAAUUUCACUGAAUCCUUUAAUAAUUGGGUUGGUGAUCUUAGAGGAAAGCCUAUACUGACAUUAGUGGAUGGUUUGAGGAGAAAAUUCAUGAAAAAGUUGCACAAGAGGUACCAGAAAGGUUGCACUUUGACUGCUAAUAUCACUCCCAGGAUUGCUGAGAAACUCACACAGAUUAGCCAAGCAUCAAGAAAAUGUGAGAUACAUAUGGCUAGUGAAGAUACAUUCGAGAUUGGUGAUGGUGAUAGAAGCUACAUAGUUAAUCUCAGCAAAAGAAUCUGUGAUUGUGGUGCUUUUCAGAUAUCUGGAAUUCCAUGUAAACAUGCAGCAUUGGGAAUUAUUUAUAGGAGAAAAAAUUGGAACAUUACUGUGAAGCCUGGUUCACGAGGGACAUGUAUUUGA
Molecule: messenger RNA, 966 nt
Organism: Coffea arabica (coffee)
Lineage: Eukaryota; Viridiplantae; Streptophyta; Magnoliopsida; Gentianales; Rubiaceae
Source: RefSeq, a predicted model, not a curated record